This is a messenger RNA of Calidris pugnax (ruff), 1570 nucleotides long. It is a transcript of the gene PDYN, whose product is annotated as prodynorphin. Gene Ontology annotation, cellular component: axon terminus; neuronal cell body; dendrite. The transcript is spliced from 3 exons. Gene Ontology annotation, biological process: chemical synaptic transmission; neuropeptide signaling pathway; sensory perception. The record is from RefSeq and is a predicted model, not a curated record. Gene Ontology annotation, molecular function: opioid receptor binding. Bases 198 to 902 code for a protein of 234 amino acids. NCBI's taxonomy places the organism in Eukaryota, Metazoa, Chordata, Aves, Charadriiformes, Scolopacidae.
GAGCCUGCGGGCGGCGAGUCCGGUGGGCACCCCCGGGCAUCGCCUCAGGGCCACCAGCCAGAGUGGCCUUGCCACCGCCACCGAUGACCGGCUCAGCCUGACACCCACGGAGGGACACCCCACCACCCCGUCCUGAGUCGGCGAAGCGGGUGCUCGGCGGGACGGGGAGCAGAGGCAGGCAGUGGCUGCGGGGUGAGAUGGCGCGGCAGGCGCUGGCGCUGGCCCUCUGCCUCUCCAUGGCCGCGGUGGCAUCCGCCGACUGCAUGACCCAGUGCUCCCUCUGCGCAGCCCAGACCCGUGGCACCGAGAGCAGCAUCCAGCCCCUGAUGUGCCUGUGGGAAUGCCAGGGCUCCUCACCACCCGGCCCUGAGUGGGAGACCUGCAGGAAGGCGCUGGCACUCCUGGCCCCACUGGUGGCCCUGGCCGAAGGGCCAGACCCGUCCCCUCGGGAAGCAGAGGAGGGUGAGGAAGAGCUGGAGCAGGAGCUGGGUCCUGGGGAGCUGCCACCGGCGCCGGUCAAGCGCUACGGGGGCUUCAUGAAGAAGAUGAUGGCCAAGGGGAAGCUGCUCUCCCUGCUGCGUGAGAACGCCCACAGCAAGGGCGGCCUCAGCAAGAAAUUUGGGGGCUUCGGCCGCAAGCCAGGGGAGCGGGCGGCCCCCGAGGACUACCCGGGGCCAGGGCCAGCAGGUGAUGGGGACGAGGAGCCCACGGGUGCCGGGGCUGAGGGGCAGGAGCUGGCGGAGCUGCACAAGCGUUACGGUGGCUUCAUGCGCCGGAUCCGGCCCAAGCUCAAGUGGGACAAUCAGAAGCGCUACGGGGGCUUCCUGCGGCGGCAGUUCAAGGUGACCACGCGGUCGGAUGAGGACCCCAGCGCCUACUCAGGGGAGGUCUUGGACCUAUAGAGCCAGGUGUGGGACGGGUGGCACCACUGUCUCCAACGCUGCCAGCCCGGACCACGCCAUCACCCCCAUAUCCCCAUCCCCUGCCCAUCCCGGCGUGGCCAGAAUCAUCCCUGCCUCACCCCCCCAGGGGACCACGGGUCUCCAUCCCCAGUUUGUCCCUCUCUGGUUCACCUGCCCACCCCUUAGGGACCCUGUGCAUUGAGAGGACAGUGCCACCCUUCCAGCUGAUGGUGGUGUGGCUGUGGGUCCAGCCCCAGGGCUCCUGGGGGGGCAAAUGGAGGGGGGGGGACAUGUAUUCUCCACCUUCCCAUGGUGUGGAAGUGCAGCAGGGUCUGGAAACCAUCACAGCUGAUGUACAGGACAACGGUCUCUGAGCACCAGGAAGGAUGAGCCAGGGCAGGAUGAGUCCCUCUGGGCUGGUAGGUGGCCCGAGCAGCCAGCACGGCAGUGGGAGAGGCAGCGGGGCAGGGCUGGCACUGCGGCACCAUCACCGGGGUGGGCAGCUGGCUGAGCACAGCCCCGACACCCCUCCCCAAAUUCCACCUGUCCCAGCACCCGCCUGGUCCCUCCAGGCUUCCCCCUCAAAGAAGAACCCCCAAAGGCAGGGUCAGACCCCUCGCCCUGACCCCUGCUCCCCUCGCAGCCAAUAAAAGGCAGAUGCCAACGAA